This is a messenger RNA of Notodromas monacha, 2455 nucleotides long. NCBI's taxonomy places the organism in Eukaryota, Metazoa, Arthropoda, Ostracoda, Podocopida, Cyprididae. The record is from the annotation of a GenBank genome assembly.
AAUUCCGCAGAAAAGGCCGCGACUGAGAUUUUCCGUUGACAGACGAGAGUCUCGUGGUAAUAUAUGCAUAAUCCACUCCAAUGCAAUUUCUGGAGAAGCGAGGUUACGGCUGAUCAUGAUGCAGAUAAGAGACUGUGUAUAUACCUCACAUGUCUCAUCAGAAAAUCGACACAACAUCAUGACGUCUUUGGGGAUUUACGUAGGCUUACUCAUCCUCACAGUGCCGGAUGAUUCAUCUGAUGCUUUAUUGAACCCACGAAAGCGUCAUAAUUCCUUGGUGUUCGUAUCUGUGCUUGGAACCAAUAGAACAGAAAAUUAUCUUGAAAUAUUGCGGUUAAAUUUGGAGCUUUGCCUUGCAGAGGCAAAUCACAGUUGUGGGAAUGGAGCCACGUCUCAUUCCAGAAAUCCUUUCGGUGAUGACCUUGAUGAUGGCGAUCGUAUCGAACCCGAGGAAUUCCGGCCCGAAACUUUCGAACCGCAGUCCACCAAAGGCAUGUAUAUAGCUGCCAGCAAUAACAGCGAAGAAGUAUUUUUCGAGCAAGGAGAUGGCGCCGAUCUGUCGAAACUAGCGGAUUUCAGUGGCAUGCAGAUGAAGGGUGUCAAUACCAUGAAGAAGGACAAGGCUGUUCACCCUGGUUCCACGCUGGAUGGUGUCACGGUGGAAAACGCUGAAAAAGUAACUCCUGACGCCUCACUUGAAGAAGUAACUACUGUAGAAAAAGUCGCAUCGGUUGCUGAGGAAAAACGCAAUCCUUCAGAGGUCCAGUUGCAGAUAGUGGAGGAAUUGAGACGGGGUAGAAUUCCUAAAGCAGAAGUCGCAGCAUUGUUGCGGAAAACUUCUGCGAAUCAGUUGCUUUACCUCAAAAACUUGAAUAAGCUGAACAGCUUUGGAGUUCGGGCGAUGACGGUGGAACCUGAUGGUAAUGUCAGUGCUGAGCCGUUUUUUCCGGAACCAGCCAGUGUGAGGGCCAAGGCAAAAGUGGAUAUAAUGAGUAAGAAGCAUGGAAAUAUCAUGAGUGUCGGCCCUUUGAAGUCAACAUUCGAAAUCGUAAGAGCCAAGCGGGCAAGGGGUGGGCUUCCUUUCGUGGCCAUGAUCACAAUAAGGAUUAGCAUAUUACUCAUGCUCAUGAGCUGUUAUCUUGCCGCAGCAACUUAUCGUAGUGUCCUUGAUGAUUCCCAUGAAGACGACCUGCUGGGAAACAUUUGGAAUGGUACGUUCGACAGUUUUCUUGACAAAAACGGAAAAAAGUUUGAAAUUGACAAACCAGCCAUCGACGACCUGGAUGACGCUCAGAAUAAGGUUUUAUUCUUUGAGAGAGCAAGGGCUAAUGUGGAUAUUGUGAGAAAAGAGAGGGACUUGUCAAAAAUGCCAGGAUUCUUGGGAUCGCUUGGCUCCUUGCCAUUCCCUGCUGAGUUUGGCAAUCGAUUCAUUAAAUCCAAGAAAUCGGAAGAAAAACGCUUGUGGCAGCAGUCUCCAACUUUUCCGAUGAGUGGAUCACCAGCAAAGGCAUCACUGGAGUCUUCGUCAUCAGUGAAGAAUGACGAUGAGAAAGCAGAGUGCGAUACCAGCAUGACUUACUUCAAAGGAGAAUGAUACAAUUUUUGACUUAUCCACCGAACAACCUUUAUUGGCACCGAUAACAAAAAACUGCAUAUCCUGAGAACGCAUGAUUUUUUCUUCCUUCUUUCUCUUCUCCGCAACGACAAUAGUGAGCAUCGAACACUGGCAUGGGUAACUUUGUUCCGGAAAACGGGGGUUUUACUUCUUCAUGUUCAUCGUAUCAGCAAAGGAUCCUUUUCUCAUCAUUGGCCAUUGUCCUCAGAUCACGUAGUGGCAGAAGGACAUCAGUGUGCUUCUGGAGCAGGCUUGGUAACAGCAUGCUGAGAUCAGAUUUUGGGACCUCUUGACCAACAGUGCCUUUGAGGCCCAGGGCUCAGAAGGCUCCAACUUGUUGCUUGUUUCAACUGAAAUCACGAAACGGGGAAUUAAGCUAAAAUAUAUGUGUCCUGAUUUUUCCCGAAUUUUUUCACGCAAAUUCUCUGCACGGAAGUUGGUUGAAACUUGUAAAUGGUGUCUUCGCAUAAUAAAUCUCAUUCAAACUCUUCAAUAUCGUAUCCGGCUCUGUGACAUUCGAUGGCUAAGCGUGACUGAAUCAGUUCUUAUAAGAAUAAGAGAAAAAUUACGAGCAAAUAUUUUGUUUCCGAUAACCUCAAAUAAAACGACGAAAUCGGUGCUUGUAUCUAAAAACACUGCGUUUUCGCGAAAUGAAACAAUAGUGACUAUGGCUAGCAAUUUUAAUAAGAUUGUUUCUCAUCGUGUUGGCAGCAGACUUGUUCAUCUUGCUUGAAAUCUCUUUAUAGUCGUGGCACUGAAAUUUGUUUAUAAUAUAUGUUUUUGAGUUUGUUUGAUUCUGCAUUGGUGACUGCUGAUAAAAUGCUGAUGCCAUUUGUGGAA